CUGUCUGCAGCGAUUCAAGUGCCUGUUUCCCCUCCACCCAUUCCACCGUCUGGGAGGGAGAAACUUUGCUGCCUGUUAUGUAGAUGGCAAAAUGUCACAUGAAGGAUUGAAGGUUUCGUAGGAGUUGUAUGUACCUAGCCAGAUAAAUAGUUUUUAGGUAAUUUGCACAACUUUGCAGCAACUACAUUUCGACGUGACAUUGUUCUGAAACAAAGACAGUAGGUGAAACGAUAAGAGUAAGAUAUGACAUCGUUAACAAGCCAUGUUUAUGUGGAUCAGCGAGAUAAUGCUGAUAUAACACCAUAUGAGAAUGAACGGUUGUCACUUGUUGAUGAAAACCUGUCACAUAUGCCCUAUAAUGUGGUUGACAGUUAUGGAAUACUUUUGAAGAUUCUUGAUCUUACUCGAAAUAAAUUCAAGAAUCUGGACUUCUUGUCAGAAUUCCCUAACCUUACCUCUUUGAUCUUGGACCGUAAUGAGCUGGAUUCAGAAACUAUACUUCCACAUCUGCCAAAUCUCCAGCUUCUUUGGCUGAAUUAUAAUAAGGUAGAUGAAUUAUUCCCAUUCAUACGAAAUCUACAGAGAAGCUGCCCUAAUCUGAGAUUUCUUAGUAUGAUGGGAAAUCCUGCUGCUCCAAGUUACUUGAAUGGUGGAACAGUGUAUGAACAUAUUCAAUACAGAUUGUUUGUAAUAUCCUGGUUUCCUCACCUGAUUCACCUGGAUGAUCGAUACGUGACGAUUCACGAAAAGAAGGAGGCGAACAGAUUAUUCUGUCGACCCUUUCUGGAACGUUUAGCAAUGCGUGGUGGAGUGUUUGAUACUAUCAGUUCAGUACUGCUAGCUAUAGAGAGGUACUUCCACAGAGGCCACAACCGCAGCACUGUCAUUUGAAGUGUGUAUACCAGUAAGUGGAAACUGAAGAUGAUAACAAGUUUUAUUUCACUUAGGGAAAACAUGAUUUGUGAUCCCUCGGUGCUUAUUUGGAGUCCAUUUUCUUUUUAAUGCUAUGCACAAGGCUGUAAAUAAUGAUUCAUUUCUGCAACAAAAGGAAUCUCAGUUGAUGUUUACUGUACUGACCUUAUGUCAAAAAAAAAAAAAUAACAAACAAACU
Molecule: messenger RNA, 1111 nt
Organism: Schistocerca nitens (vagrant locust)
Lineage: Eukaryota; Metazoa; Arthropoda; Insecta; Orthoptera; Acrididae
Product: leucine-rich melanocyte differentiation-associated protein-like
Exons: 5
Coding region: 244-891 (215 amino acids)
Source: RefSeq, a predicted model, not a curated record